AUGACCGAUCCGAAUGACCAAAAUCUACUUAUCGCCCCGGCUAGUCUCGUCGAGAAUCAACCUGAUACACAAGAAUACAUCCUGAAUGGCGAGAUGUGGUGUUUGUUAAUUAAGCUCGUCAAACAGAGCGAGGUGUCACGUCAAGGUGCCGGCCUUUUUCGCGAACGUGACUACCGUGGACUGACGAACACGAUGAACAACAUUCGAGAUCACUUGCAUGAAACCGAGGCCAUCUGUAUGUUUGUCCGUACCAACAUACUUGAGAGUCGCCUCAGGCAAAUCAUCGCUGGUCUCCAAACCCAAGUGAAUCAUCCUUAUGGUCCGUUCUUCGGUGAUCAUCCAACAAAGCCAUUUCUCCAAAUUGGUCAACUCAAUCUCAGCCCGCCGCAGGUCACAUCCCAGGCGACUCUGUCAUUCCACGAUAUUGAUGAGUAUAUCGUCAAGACUGGUUACGGAACGGUUAUUGAAAAUGAUCUGGAGCAGCAAUCCACUGGUGUUGGAGAGGCCAUCCAGUGCGACUUGGUUACAGUACUUCCUCCUGGAGUCUCUACCGACAGCUCUCCAAAUGAACUAUUGGGCUUUCUGACUAUACCAGAAGGAUACUCCAUUCCUCAACCUGGUGAAAAAUUCUCUCUCUUGUUCUCGAAAUUCAACGCCGCAACUCCUCAGGCUUCAUGGGAUGUCCAAGAGCAAACCUCCACUCUACACGAUUCGCCUAAGCGCAAGACCACGGAAGACUGGGGAGAGGCCACUACCACGGACAACGCCCCUGAUCCAAAUGUCAACCCUGUGGAGACUGUGAAGCAUGCUGAUCUCCACGGAGAGCCUACCGUCACCGAGGAACAGUACCAGACUCAAUCUCCUCUUGAAUUCGAUAACGUGCCCCAGGAAGCUAAUGAAUGCUCAUGGGAACAUAGCUGGCGAUGUACAGUGUUGACACCCGCUCCAUUGGAACCUGACAGCACGGUGACGAUCUGUAUGCGCCGUGGUUUUAACAAGGAGACUAACCAGCCAUGUAUCUCUGAAGAUGGUCAUGAACCUCGUCCAAUUACCCUGAAGACCAACGAUCCGAAGCUCGACUUACACGAUGUCUUGUCUAAAGAGCAAACCCACGAAUGUCGGAUCAACAGAAUCAACAGCCAGAAGCCAUACAGACAGCAGAUCGCGGCUUGUUUUGGGUUGGUCAAGUAUGCAGGUUCUAUUCACCAGACCUUGCUCGCAAACAAUACCAUGAACUUGCCAGAAGUGGACGUCUACCAAUCGAUCGCUCCUGAAAACUUGGUCCAAUACGCAAAUCGGGUCAAAAAGGAUGGAUCCAUGAACAAAGAACAGCUUUCGGUCUUCGAGAAGUUCCAGAAGCUACGGGGUCGGAUCGGGGUUGUUCAAGGGCCACCUGGAACAGGCAAGACGUACACACUGGCAAGAUGUGUGUUGUCUUUCCUUCUCUAUCCCAAGAAGGAUGUGAACCCAGAUGAAACUCCUGAGGUGUUUGAUCGCACUAAGAUCCCUGAUGCAAAGCGCACUCACCCUGCUCGGCAUCAAGUUCUUCUGGUUGCUCCGACUAACGCCGCCGCCGACCACCUUGCCCAGUCACUGAAUGAUAUCAUCGAGAAGCACUCAGAUGAAUUUAGCAGUGGAAAGCCCAAAGUCGUCCGGGUUUAUCCUAUUAAUGCAGAGAAGGAUUCAUACUAUAGACCCGAUGCAGCUCUCCCUUUCAUCGAUGAAGCGACCGUGACCAAUGCAGAUGUCGAGCAAGAUCUGCAGACUGAGAUGGUCUACAAGUUGUUCAUGGAUUACUACGCCGAGAACAAGCCUAGUCGUGAAGUAACCAGAAGCUCAGCUUCGCGCAUCACUUUGCACGAGUUGAGUCUUGGCCAUCAGAUCAUUGAGUUUGCUAAGAAUGACGCGCGGUGGGACCCUUGGCUUGUGCAGCGCGAUCAAUUGGCGAAGGGAGACCUCGAUAGUCAGCAGAAGCCAGACUAUUUAGCCUAUGGCAAAUACAUGCUGCAGCAAGUGCUUGUGGACUCAGACAUCGUUGUCUGUACCUAA
Penicillium riverlandense is the source of this 2049-nucleotide messenger RNA. RefSeq lists its product as uncharacterized. NCBI's taxonomy places the organism in Eukaryota, Fungi, Ascomycota, Eurotiomycetes, Eurotiales, Aspergillaceae. The record is from RefSeq and is a predicted model, not a curated record. Gene Ontology annotation, molecular function: helicase activity. Bases 1 to 2049 code for a protein of 682 amino acids. The transcript has a single exon.